Rhagoletis zephyria (snowberry fruit fly) is the source of this 782-nucleotide messenger RNA. RefSeq names its product DNA-directed RNA polymerase II subunit RPB1-like. NCBI's taxonomy places the organism in Eukaryota, Metazoa, Arthropoda, Insecta, Diptera, Tephritidae. The record is from RefSeq and is a predicted model, not a curated record.
AUGCUCUUGCGCAGUUAUGGCACUCAGUACGGCAAUUAUACCAACUACGAGGACAUAUCGUCGUUUGCUCCAGCCCCAAGUUAUAGCUUUGCGGCUUCUGCACCAGCCCCAGUUUACAGUGCUCCAGCCCCAAGUUAUAGCUUUGCGGCUUCGGCACCAGCUCCAGUUUACAGUGCUCCAUCUUAUAGUGCUCCAUCUGUAUCUUAUGGUGGCUCUUCCCCUAGCUACAGCGUAGCUGCAUCCGCUCCAGCUCCAUCAUACAGCGCUCCGGCUCCAAGUUACAGCGUUGCAGCUUCUGCGCCAGCUCCAUCUGUUUCAUAUGCUGAACCAGAAUAUGCAGCUUCGGAACCAGCACCUGCUCAUAGCUUCUCGUCUUCGGAUGGCUACCGAUACAAAACUCAAAGACGCGUUGUAUACCGCCAUCGCAGACGCCGUGAAGCACUUUCAAGUGAAUACCUUCCCCCAGCAGCUUCAUCUCCUUCUGUAGAAUACUUACCCCCGGCAGCAUCGGCUCCAGCUCCAUCUUAUUCCGUAUCACCGUCCGUCUCCUAUGCGCCAGCUCCAUCUUAUCAAUCCGAAUCAUACGCUCCAGCCGCUUCUUCCUAUUCGACGUCAUACGCCGAGCCAUCCUACGCUGAAUCUGCCCCGGCUCACAGCUUCUCUUCUGAUGAUGGUUAUCGCUAUAAAACUGCUCGUCGCCGUGUUUACCGUCGUCGCCGAUACUAAUCUGUAUAAGAGAAUCAGAUCGACUAGAGAAUUUAAAAUGAAAUUUAUUCACCAUC